AUGGAGGCUAUCAAGGGCUUGGCGCGCCGCACAACGCAGAGCUUUAGGGAAAAGGUCUCACAGAGAGACGCAUUGGACCGCGAUGAGUCGCUGGACGUGGCCAGCAAAAAAGUUCUCCAGUACCAGAAGUUCAGUCAGGUCGUUUGCAUCAAAUUAAUACGUGCCGCAGAACUUAUUGAGGAGUUGUGCAAAAUUCUGAAAGAUGUUGGGCAAGAGUACCAAAACGUUCCUGAUUUGCAGCCGGAGUCGAAUCAACUUGCGGCAGAUGUUUUGGACGUGGGCACAAAACUAUUUGCCACGGCACAGGAGCACCAAAAAGGCCUCAAAGAGCAGGGCUUUGAUGUAUUGAAUUCCUUUAUUAAGAACAUCAGUAAGCUGAAGGAUGCGGAGGAGGCCCGCCGCAAGAACCAGCUAGAGUACGACUUUUUCCGUCAAAAAGUGCUGGGACUUCGAGCUAUGCCGCCUAAAGACAAGUCACGCAUUCCACGAAAUGAACAAAAGUUGGAAAACUGGCGUGCAGAGUUUUGGAGGGCCACUGAAAACAACAAGGUUGUCUGCUCCCAGCUCUAUGCCGAGGGCCAACGCGCCAUUGAUCUUAGUGUGUUGACCCUUACAAAGGUUCUUGGGAGUUUCCUCAGCAUUGCUGGGAAUGGCUUUAAGCAACAGUUUGCCAACGCACGGUUGCCAGUGUAUCCAACGACACCGCUCUUACCCCCAGCGCCGCUUCCACCAAAUCCGAUGCCUCCAUAUCAGCCGCCGCCCCAAGCAGGGGGCUAUGCUACAAUUCCGUACGGGCAGCCGCAACAGCAGCAGGACUGGAUGCAGGGUCAGCAACCGCAGCCGCAACAGUGGCAGGGGUGGUAUGGUGGUCACCCCCCAGGUUGGUCGCAGCGGCAUCCACAGCCGCCGCAACCAGCCUCACUCCAACCACAUUUAUCCGAACCUCAGGUGCCAGGGGGCCAGCCACUGCCUUCAGUGCAGUCGACGGGUGAAACGUGGCAUGUGCCAGAAGGGCAGCAGCAACAGCAAGGCUGGAAUUUUCCAGCACAGAACACAUCAUCUGUUGCUGGGUUUCAGGCUCCCCCAAACAAUUCUUGCUCACUAGGCCCUGCCUUUACGACGCCACCCAAAGAUAACGGCAACGGUAUUGAGGCACCUGCGCUAUCUUAA
Trypanosoma rangeli is the source of this 1170-nucleotide messenger RNA. RefSeq lists its product as uncharacterized. NCBI's taxonomy places the organism in Eukaryota, Euglenozoa, Kinetoplastea, Trypanosomatida, Trypanosomatidae. Bases 1 to 1170 code for a protein of 389 amino acids. The transcript has a single exon. The record is from RefSeq and is a predicted model, not a curated record.